This is a messenger RNA of Phytomonas sp. EM1, 1368 nucleotides long. Lineage: Eukaryota; Euglenozoa; Kinetoplastea; Trypanosomatida; Trypanosomatidae. The record is from the annotation of a GenBank genome assembly.
AUGCAGUCCUUUGUUCUCCUUUUAGUGCUCCUCCUCAUGGAUUUUGGCGGUGGUUUGGGGGCGUGGAAGGCGGCCGCGGCGGGGGAUUCCCGCACGCCGGCGAUUUCCUUUGGGGCGGCAGGGGUCUGCUCCCGCAGCCCGCUCUGUUCCAAACCCGGCAACCCCUCGGAGCUCCUUUUAAAGUACUGCAACCCGGUAUCGUCGUAUUUGUAUCGAUUCUUCGUCCGCCGAAUGCGGGGUUCGCGGAAAGGGGAGGGCUACGCCACUCCCCCAUCGUCGUCGGAGCUGCCCUUCACGCACGACGCGGCCGCCCGCGCGCACGCCCUACGGGAGCUUCGCGAGCUCCUCUCCAGCCGCCUCUACGGCCAACCCCACGUCGUCGACGCGCUGAUCGAGGUGGUUCGGUAUAAAAUUUACCAUCCCUUGGAGCCGACGGUGGUGCACCUCGCCGGGGAUAACGGGGUGGGGAAGACUUUCACCGCGCGGCUCGUUUCCCGGGCGCUUUCGUUGCGUUGUGGGGGCAACAGCCCCGGGUGUGAGGCCGGGGAUAACCUCCUGACGAUCUCCGGGACGAGCUUCGAAGGGCUCCCGCUGGAGGAGGCGCGGCGGGAUGUCGUCGGGCGGCUCUCCCGCCACCUCCGCGCCUUCCCCCACGGCCUCGUGCUGAUUGACGACCUCACGGCGAUGGACCCCGCCCUGGUGGCCGCGCUGGCCCCGCUCUUCGGCCGCGGGACGCACUUCCCGGAGCAGCUCUACCCGGCCUACCCCGACGACCCCACCCCGCCGGCGGGGCCCACGACGGCCUCUAAAGGAAAGGCCGUGUCCGCGUCCGCGGCCGUGGCCGCCGCGUCGGCGCCGCCGGUGUCACAGCUGCUCGUGUUCAUCACGACCGACCUCGGGAAGCAGGGCCGGACCCGCGGGCGGUCGCUGCGCGAGAUCGAGACGAUGGUGCGAGGGGCCUUCACGGAGCUCUACGGCGCGCUGCUCCCCGCCUACACCCACACGUUCGCCUACCUGCCUUUCAGCGCCGGCACCGCCGAGGCGGUCGUGCGGGGGGCCGUCGCGCAGCUCCCCUGUGAGCUGUUCGAUGGAGGGGGGGGGGCCACGGCGUCCCCGCCGGUGAUCGCGAGCGAUAUCGACGAGGCCGCUGUCGCCUUUCUCGUGCAGCAGCUGCGGCCGGAGUGGGAUGGGCGGGAGAACGCGCACGCCCUCAAACGCGCGACGAAUCGCCUCCGCACGCAGGUGUUGGCGUAUUUGGAAACCCACGGGAUGGAUUCGCGGGUGGUGGUUCGGCUCGUCUUGGAUGAACGCGCGAUGGAGGUGAGGCUGCGGGUGGAGGGGGGGAAGGGAAAGGGAGCGGAUCUCUGA